AUGGCCGAAUCGCGAGAUGCGAAAGAGGACCUUCACAUGCAAGAGGAUGAUGCCCUUUCUGAUUCAGGGUUCCGUAUCUCUGGCACUAUCGUGGUAGGCAUUGACAUCGGUACAAGCGCCUCUGGUAUCGCAUAUGCCCGAUUCAAUGCUGGAGACCCAACUACCCCUCGAUGCUACAUCCAUACAGCAAACCUUCAUGGCGCCUCAGGAUCUAGAGUCGACACCAAGAUCCUAGCGGACUCUCAUUCGGAACACUACAACAGCUGCUUCCUGGAAUGGUUCAAAAUGUCUCUGCUUCGUGAUGUGGACUUGCCCAGCGAUGUCCAUCGUUCAAGCAUGUUCACAGAACUAACCAACUUCCGCAAACCCUUCGGUGUUUCGGCAAAGGCAGCCACAGCAAAGUAUCUCAGUCUUCUCUGGUCCGACUUUCAGGAAAGCCUUAAAUGCUCUGUAUAUGAUUUCGAGUAUAAGCUUGUCGUGACAGUUCCAACCGGUUGGCCACUCUAUGCGUGCCAAACAAUGCUUGAGGCCAUCCACGAAGCAGGUAUCCUCUCCGAUAAGGUUACUCUGGCCAAUUCCAUUCCAGAUAUCGAGGCUGCUUCCAUUGCCCUUAUUUCGGACCUGAGCAGACCGCGUGAUGGCAUGCCACCAAUCCUCAAGCAUGAUGAUCUGGUUGUUAUUUGCGACUGCGGCGGCUUCACGACGGAGUCUACCGCCUACAUGAUAAGCUUAACUCAACCCUUUAAUAUGAGACAAAUCACCAUAGGGGAGUGUAUUUUCGCUGGUGGAGAUUUGAUUGACAAUGCCUUCAUGACCAUCCUUAAAGCAAAGAUGGAGAAGAGCUGCCCCAGUUUCAAAUUCGGGCUUCUUACGGGACAACGGCUUCGUGACUUCGCCCAUCAUCAUUGGAAGAAAGAUAUGAAGUGCAACUUUCGCGGCGAUCGUCGUGGAUGGACAUUUGACGUCCCUGAUCAGUAUGGUAAUGGUACAGGUCAGACCAUUUCAUUCACCGCGUUUGGACUUGCACUGGUCUUUGACCCCAUCGUUGACAAGAUUGUUAAUCUUGUUAGAUCACAAAUUGAGGCUAUAACCAAACGUUUUGGUAACCUGCGCAGGGAUGAGCUGCAUGUCAUUAUAGCCGGCGGUUUUGGUCGCAGUCCUUAUGUUCAGACUCGAAUCAAGCAAGCUGUGCUCGAGCUUGCUCCAUCAACCUCCAUCCACUGCCCCUCGGGCGACCAAGGAUGCACUGCAGUGGCUCGAGGAGCUGUUCUCCAAGGGCUUCGGGGGUCCAUGUCAGCUUCGCUUGGCAAUUUGAUGAAUUCGUCGUACGUGACUUCGCGUGUAAUCCACGCCAACUAUGGCGUAUCUCUAAAUCACGGAAUGGAUGUCAAUUGGCUUGUGACGCGGGGUACCGAAUUGUCCGCGGCUAGUCGAAAUGUAAGACCUCUGCCGUUGGAUUCCAUAUCGGCAACGACAGACAACAGGAGCAAUACCGUAAACGUUUACUUUCAAUCAAGAGACGAUGUACGGGGAGAGCACCUCUGCACAAUCAUUUGGCCUUCUGCAGGCCCCAAGAGAGACAUUGAACUCGGUUUUGAUUGGGAUGGUUCUCACAUGGAGGUUUCGGCAUUCCAUCGAGGUCGUGAACUGGUUGGAGUGACAAUCCAGUACGAUUCAUACGUCGGAAGUCUAAUCCGCCACGCGAGCUUGUGUUUGUGA
Molecule: messenger RNA, 1719 nt
Organism: Fusarium poae
Lineage: Eukaryota; Fungi; Ascomycota; Sordariomycetes; Hypocreales; Nectriaceae
Exons: 8
Coding region: 1-1719 (572 amino acids)
Source: RefSeq, a predicted model, not a curated record